Messenger RNA from Penicillium chermesinum, 1302 nucleotides. RefSeq names its product putative cell wall glucanase (Scw4) (gene scw4). The record is from RefSeq and is a predicted model, not a curated record. Bases 1 to 1302 code for a protein of 433 amino acids. The transcript is spliced from 2 exons. Gene Ontology annotation, biological process: carbohydrate metabolic process; cell wall organization. Gene Ontology annotation, molecular function: 1,3-beta-glucanosyltransferase activity; glucan endo-1,3-beta-D-glucosidase activity. Gene Ontology annotation, cellular component: fungal-type cell wall; extracellular region; cell surface. NCBI's taxonomy places the organism in Eukaryota, Fungi, Ascomycota, Eurotiomycetes, Eurotiales, Aspergillaceae.
AUGAAGCUUCUCACACAGGUUGUCACUGUGUUCUUCUUUGGAGUUGGUGCUCUCGCGGAUUUACAGGAGCCGAAAACAUGCCUCAGGGAGCCCAAUGAUCCACCCCAGGCCCUAAAAAUCACUGAGGUGGUGGUCUGGGUCAAUGAAAAUGGACAGCCCAUUCGUACGGAAACUGUUCACGAUGCUGUUACCGCCAAACCAAAAGAACUCGUUAGUAGUCCCCGCGUCCGUAAGACUGAAGACAAUCGAGCCCGAAUUGACUUUUUUAAAAAGCUUCGUGUCCAUACUACCGUCCAAACAUUCGAGCAGUCGUUAGCGACUGCGACAGCCAGCGUCAUAGCUGAGCCACAAGAGCCGACAACUCCAGAGCCCCAUAUCACCGUCGAUAGAGUCCAACCAAAAGCACACCUCAAACCAGACCUUCACCCGCAUCCACAUCCCCAUCCACAUCUCCACCCUCAACCUCACCACCCAGACCCUCACCCGCAUCAUCUAAAGCCGCAUAAGUCUAGCCGCCAAUUCGGUGUCUCCUACUCUCCCUACAACGCCGAUAGAAGCUGCAGAUCCCAAGAGCAGGUAGAUAAAGAUCUAGACCAACUCUCUCAAUACUCCUACGUGCGCAUCUACGGCACCGACUGCGACCAAACGAAGACCGUCGCCCGCGCAGCCCGCAAGCACAACAUGCAAGUCUUCGCCGGCGUCUACGACCUCAGCGACUUCCCUUCCAGCCUCGACGCCUUCAAAGCAGCCGCCCUCGACCCCAACGGCCAAGAAGACUGGUCCGUCUUCCAUACCAUCGCGAUCGGCAACGAGCUCGUCAACGGCGGCCACAGCACCCCCGGCGAGGUCACCGGCGCCGUGCAGCAAGCCCGGAAUAUCCUUCGCUCGCAAGGCUACACCGGGCCCGUCGUCACCGUCGACACCUUCUCCGUCCUCCUCAAGCAUCCCGAGCUCUGCACCGUCUCAGACUAUUGCGCGGCGAACUGCCACGCCUUCUUCGAUGCGACGGCGCAGCCGCAUAACGCGGGCCCGUACGUGCUGGAACAGGCACACAGUGUGUCUGCUGCGGCGGGCGGGAAGAGAACUAUCAUUACAGAGUCGGGGUGGCCGCAUGCCGGGCAGGCAAAUGGGGCUGCGGUUCCGUCGGCGGAGAACCAGAAGAUUGCGGUUGAGAGCUUGAGGCGCAGUUUUGCGCAGAAAGGGGAUGGUCUAGUGCUUUUUACGGCGUUUGAUGACAAGUGGAAGGACGAUAACCGGUGGACGUUUAACGCGGAGCGGUUUUGGGGGAUGUACACUCGGUAG